AUUGAAUAUGUGGGAUGAGUGAGACUGAGUCAAAGAUGGCCCCAGAGAUCUAAGUCUUGGUGACAGAAUAUGAUGAUACCCUUGGCAGUAAUGGGAAAGUUCAGAAGGGAGAAGGAUUUGGGAGGAAAAAUAAUGAGUCCUGCUCUGGCCAAGACCCUGACUUCAGAAUUUCUUCAUCUACACCUAAUGACCAGUUGGUCCUAAGAGAGGCUCUAAAAGUCAUCCAAAUUCAUAGCAUCAUCCUGUUAUUUGGAUUUCCUUUAUAAGGAGAAUGAAGAGGGCAGCUGCUGCAUUAAGAACAAGACUGCUCAAGGUGAAGGAUAAUAAUCUACUAGUACCAGCACUUUGAAUGAAAUUUUGUUUCUUUGCCACAAACUGAACUUUUUUUUUGAGGGGGGGUUGAAAUACAAACUUAACCUUGUGGUAUAGCAGCUAUGCAGCUUGAAAUCCAAGUAGCACUAAAUUUUAUUAUUUCGUAUUUGUACAAUAAGCUUCCCAGGCGACGAGUCAACAUUUUUGGUGAAGAGCUCGAAAGACUUCUUAAAAAGAAAUAUGAAGGGCACUGGUAUCCAGAAAAGCCAUACAAAGGAUCAGGGUUUAGAUGUAUACAUAUAGGGGAUAAAGUGGACCCAGUGAUUGAACAAGCAUCCAAAGAAAGUGGUUUGGACAUUGAUGAUGUUCGUGGAAACCUGCCCCAGGAUCUGAGUGUUUGGAUCGACCCAUUUGAGGUUUCAUACCAAAUUGGUGAAAAGGGACCAGUGAAGGUGCUUUAUGUGGAUGAUAAUAAUGAAAAUGGAUGCGAGUUGGAUAAGGAGAUCAAAAACAGCUUUAAUCCAGAGGCCCAGGUGUUUAUGCCGAUAAGUGACCCAGCUUCAUCAGUGUCCAGCUCUCCAUCUCCUCCUUUUGGUCACUCUGCUGCUGUAAGUCCUACUUUCAUGCCCCGUUCUACUCAGCCUUUAACCUUCACCACUGCCACUUUUGCUGCCACCAAGUUUGGCUCGACCAAAAUGAAAAAUAGUGGCCGCAGCAACAAGGUUGCACGCACUUCUCCCACCAACCUCGGCUUGAAUGUGAAUGACCUCUUGAAGCAGAAAGCCAUUUCUUCCUCAAUGCACUCUCUCUAUGGGCUUGGCCUGGGUGGCCAGCAGCAGCCACAGCAGCAACAGCAGCAGCAGCAGCAGCAGCAGCAGCAGCAACAACAACAACAACAGCCAUCACAGCAGCAGCAGCAGCAACAGCAGAAGACUUCUGCUCUCUCUCCUAAUGCAAAGGAGUUUAUUUUCCCUAAUAUGCAGGGUCAAGGUAGUAACAAUGGAAUGUUCCCAGGUGACAGCCCCCUUAACCUCAGUCCUCUCCAAUACAGUAAUGCCUUUGAUAUGUUUGCGGCCUAUGGAGGCCUCAACGAGAAGUCUUUUGUGGAUGGCUUGAAUUUUAGCUUAAAUAACAUGCAGUAUUCUAACCAGCAAUUCCAGCCAGUUAUGGCUAACUAAAAAAAGAAAAAAAGAAAAAAAGAAAUGUUAUUGUACAAGUUGAAAUGCACGUGCCCAAGGGGGCACUUUUUUUCACCCCCUUGAGAUUUUUUUUAAAAGCUUAUAGUAUGGAGUCAUUCAAGCUUGGUUACAUAAACACAACAUGCAUCAUUUUUCAUUUGCCAACCAAGCACAAAGUUAUUUUAUACUGACUGUACAUUUUAAAGUAUACUCUCAAAUAUGGCCUCUUACAGUAUUUAAGAUAUAGCAAGGACAUGCUAAUUUUUUUUAUAAAAAAUUGGCACUAAUAAGUGGGUUUAUUGGUCUUUUCUAAUUGUAUAAUUUAAUUUAGUACAAAGUUUGUAAAAUAUCAGAGUAUAUAUAUUGUUUCUAUGACAUGGUAUUGCAUUUAUAUCUUUUUACUACAGUGAUCUGUGACAGCUGGAGCAGCUUCAUGUUGUAUUUUUUUUUACUGAAAUUGUAAAAUAUCCAUCUUAAAGACAUCAACUAUUCUAAAAAUUGUGUACAGGAUAUUCCUUAGUGGUGGAAUUAAAAUGUACGAAUAUUUGCUUUUUCAAAAAAAAAACAAAUUGUAUUUUCUGUUAAAAGUUUAAAGAUUUUUGCUAUAUAUUAUGGAAGAAAAUGUAAUCGUAAAUAUUAAUUUUGUACCUAUAUUGUGCAAUACUUGAAGAAAACGGUAUAAAAGUAUUUUGAGUCAGUGUCUUACAUGUUGAGGGACUGAAAUAGUUUAUAUUAAGUUUGUAUUAAAAUUCUUUAAAAUUAAA
Molecule: messenger RNA, 2254 nt
Organism: Monodelphis domestica (gray short-tailed opossum)
Lineage: Eukaryota; Metazoa; Chordata; Mammalia; Didelphimorphia; Didelphidae
Gene: TOB1
Product: transducer of ERBB2, 1
Biological process (GO): regulation of gene expression
Cellular component (GO): nucleus; cytoplasm
Molecular function (GO): transcription corepressor activity
Source: RefSeq, a predicted model, not a curated record